AUGCUACCACUGGGGCCCCUAAGCGCUCCUGGAGGCUGCCCUGGGGUACUCCAGUUGACCUGUUCGGUGACCCGACUUUGGACGACCGUGGAGACCUCCGUAAGCCUGGAAGAGUGCGGCUGCAUCACGAGCCAGCAGGAUGUGCGCACAGAGGCGCCCCUCAUCGACAGCAGAGAUGUCAGCCCGGUGGAGGCGCGGCGGCUGUUCACGGCGGAGGAGGUGUGCCUGGUGCUGCUCGUGCUGCUCCUCUGGGUGGCGGCCAUCGCGCUCUUCAUCAACCGCUGGGGCAAGAUCCGGAUGCUGGAGCCCUGUCUGCCGUAUAAGCUGGCAACACUCGGAGCAGAAACGCCAAUGACGGUGCAGAACUCGCGGAUGAACUCCACCGAGGAGGAGCCGGCCACGUCCCCGAGCUGCCGACGUCAGUUGUCCCUAAUGACCCCUGCCGGCACCCAGCUGUCGGCACCGCGCCGGGUCAAGUCGGCCGUCGAUCUCGUGUCGUUGGUGAUGGCUGAGCAGCUGGGGGCGGCCGCACGCGGCGGCGGCGGCGCCCCGGCGGCGCCCGGGGCGUGCGUGGUGCCCCCCGGCCCUCCGUGCGCCGCCCGGGCCAGUCAUCUGUGGCAGACGGCGGCGCGGCGCGGCGGCGAGUGCCAGAUUCAGGUGCCGGUCCAGGUCUCCGCCGACAGCUUCUGCUCGAGUCCCGGCAGCGAGCGAGCGCCCCCGACCAGCCGGGCCAGGAUGGUCCGGGGUCAGUGGGUGACCCGGUCCGGCUCCAGAAGUAUCUCCUCGCAGAAUAGCUCCAAAGGAGCCGAGACGACUGUAGUGUGA
This is a messenger RNA of Amphibalanus amphitrite, 825 nucleotides long. RefSeq lists its product as uncharacterized. The record is from RefSeq and is a predicted model, not a curated record. NCBI's taxonomy places the organism in Eukaryota, Metazoa, Arthropoda, Thecostraca, Balanomorpha, Balanidae. The transcript has 5 exons. The coding region runs from base 1 to 825 and encodes 274 amino acids.